Messenger RNA from Mirounga angustirostris (Northern elephant seal), 4341 nucleotides. It is a transcript of the gene NAPB, whose product is annotated as NSF attachment protein beta. The record is from RefSeq and is a predicted model, not a curated record. Gene Ontology annotation, molecular function: syntaxin binding; soluble NSF attachment protein activity. Bases 3082 to 3744 code for a protein of 220 amino acids. Gene Ontology annotation, cellular component: terminal bouton; synaptobrevin 2-SNAP-25-syntaxin-1a complex; vacuolar membrane. NCBI's taxonomy places the organism in Eukaryota, Metazoa, Chordata, Mammalia, Carnivora, Phocidae. Gene Ontology annotation, biological process: regulation of synaptic vesicle priming; intracellular protein transport; SNARE complex disassembly. The transcript is spliced from 9 exons.
AGUCUUAAGUUUUUAUAAAAAUAUAUUCAUUAUUUUUAUAAUGAUCACUGAACUUGAUAUCAGGUUCAGCUCCACUACUGACCUUGGCUAGAUGAUCUUGGGUGAGCCAUUGAUCUCCAGAUACAGCUUUCUUUCUUUUCUUUUUUUUUUUAGAUUUUAUUCAUUUAUUUGAGAGAGAGCACAAGCAGAGGGAGAGGGAGAAGCAGGCUCCGCACUGAGCAGGGAGCCUGACGCAGGGCUCAAUCCCAAGAUCCCCGGAUCAUGACCUGAGCCAGGCAUCCCCAGAUACAGUUUUCUCUUCUGUCAAAUGGAGUUAGCAUCUUUCAUUGUGGUUGUAAUAAUGAUGAGAAUGACAUAACAUGUGGAAAUAUCCAGCAUAAAACCUAGCAUAAUGUAGAUGUUCUAUUAUUCCUAGCUGAAUCUGUCUCCAAAAAUAAUAGGGUAAAGUACAUUUUAAUUAAGCUAGUUUUAUUUGGAAACCUUUAAUAAGAAUGAUUGAACUAUAAUUACAGUGCAGGAUUCCUGGUACACUUUAGAAAAAUAAGAAAGUGGUAAGCCUUUGUUAGCUCCAAGGAGUUACGGCUAAGAUCAGAAACUUAGGAAUUUUCCACUGCGGUAAUUAGCUAAUUGUUUUGUUGUUGUUUUAAUAUAUGAAGGUGUGAUUGAAAGAAAGCUUUGCUAAUUCUGACACUGCAUUUUUGGGGUGGCUUGUCGCCAUCCUGUCAUUCGCUGUGUGACAUAGCCCCCAAAGGCUUUUUUCUUUUUGUGUGUGGGGGGGCGGGAGUGAUACAGCUUUAGAUAUAAUUCACAUACCGUAUAAUUCAUCCAUUUAAAGUGUCCAAUUCAGUAGUUUUUAGCAUAGUCACAAAGCUGUGCAUCCAUCAUAACAAUCAAUUUUAGAACAUUCUCAUCGCCACAAAAAGAAACUCUACUCUCCUUGCCUCUCCCCAUUUUUCUCCAGAACUCUAGGCAACCACUAAUCUGUAUUCUGUCUCUAUAGAUUUGCUUACUCUGAAGUGAAAUCUUCAAUAUGCUCAUGGCUUCUUUCAUUUAACAUAAUGUUUUCAAGGCUUAUCCAUAUUAGAGCAUCUAUCAGUACUUCAUUUCUUUUUAUUGUCUAAUAUCCCAUUGUAUGCGUAUACCACAUUUUUUUAUCAGUUGAUGGACAUUUAGGUUGUUCCCACUUUCUGGCAGUUAUGAAUGAUGCUAGGGUUGAACGUUUAUAUACAAAUUUUUGUGUGGACGUAGUCUUUUCAUUUCUCUUGGGUGUGUACCAAGGAGUGGAGUUGCUGGGUCAUAUAGUAACUCUAUGUUUAACCUUUUGAGCAACUAACUAAAUGUGGCUGCAGCAUUUUACAUUUGUACCAGCAGUAUAGGAGGGUUCCAGUUUCUAUACAUCCUCCCUAACAUUUGUUACUGUCUUUCGAUUCUAGCCAUCCUUAUUGGUGUGAAAUGAGAUCUCAUUUGUGGUUUUGAUUUGCAUUUCCCUGAUGGCUAAUGAUGUUGAAUAUCUUUUCAUGUGCUUAUUGGCUGUUUGUAUAUCUUCUUUGAGGAAAUGUCUAAUCAGAUCCUUUGUCUAUUUUUUUAAUUAUUGGUCAUUUUAUCAUUGAAUUGUAAGAGUUCAUUACAUAUUUCAGAUAUAAGUCCCUUAGCAGACAUGUCCCUUAUUUGUACAAAUAUGCCCAAAAGUUUUUAUGCCUUCAGUACAUGAAUCUAAUUAUAGUAAUCAUCCUGACUGAGUACCUACCUCUGGGUCAAGCCCUGCAGUGGCCACCAUAUAUGGAUUAUUUCCUUUGAUCUUUAUAAUGACCAACAGUAUAGAUCCUAUUAUCUGCUGUUUACACAUGCAAAAACUGAGGCCCAGAGAAGUUAAAGAACUAGCCUGGGGUAAGACAGUAGUUACUGCCUAAGGUGCAAGUCACACGUGAGCCUCAGUGUACCCCACUGGGACAAGAAUUGACACAGGGCUGUCCAUUCUCCUCUGCCGGAGCUCGGAGCCUCUUUGAGUUUCUGGCAUAUGCCUGUGUGCUCACUCUUGUUCAUAUUGUGCCUACUCUUGAAGAGUGAGCCUUGAUCUCCCCUUUCUCUUAGUCCUUAUGUCCUUAAACCACUCUGAAUUCCUCAUGUGCACUGCACCUGGUACUUUGUCUUCAUUUUCUGGUUAUUUAUGUUUAUAGCGUAGAUAGACGAGGUAGAGAAACAUCAUUUAUUGAGGGGUCUUAGUUUAGCUUUUAGGAAGAACCAGGUCAAAUUGGAAAACUCUGGUGCUAGUUACAGAGGAUUAUUUUUGCCUUUGUGUAAGAAGAAAUGUCUGACAGCUAAAGCUGUCCCUCAGUGGAAUCAGCUGUCUAGUGGAGAACUUUCCAGAACAGUAUGUAUUCAAGCAGCAGUAGAGUUUCCUUCUCUCAGGAUGUCAUAAAUGCAUUUCCACAUGGGGUGAUGGGCUGGACUCUGAGGCCCCUUCCACGUUGGAGAAGAGCUUGUCUCCUGCCAGAGGUGAUAAUAUAGCAGUCAAAAAACAUGGCAUUUCUUUUAUGCUCUGGCUUUAGGUUUUUGUUUUUUUGUUUUUAAAGUCUAAAUAAACAUAGUGCCAAACUCUUAAAAAUUAAUAGGGUAAAAAUGUCUUUAACCUUCAAAAUUUAAUCUCAUUUGAAUAAUGUACUUCUUAUUUCUCCGAUUGACCUAAAACUGCAAUUUCCAUGCAUGGAAAUUGGUUAAGGGCAUGGCUCUGAGAUCAGCCAGAUCUGUAUUUGAGUCUCAUUUCUGUGGCAUUCUUGCUAUGUGACCUUGGGCUAGUUACUUUACUUUUGUAUGCCUCAGUUUCCUCAUUUGGAAAAUAGGGAUAAGAGUGUAUGCUUUGAGUGAGCAGCUGUUAAUACUUGUCUGGCACAUAGUAAGUGCUCAUUAAAUGCUUAUUAUUUGAGGGAGGGAGAAUUAGAGAUGUGGAUGGUUGCUGUAGUAAAACUUAACCUCCUUUUUAAAUUUUUCUCAGAGGAAACACAAAAAUAGAAGAGGCUUGUGAAAUGUAUACCAGAGCUGCAAAUAUGUUCAAGAUGGCUAAAAAUUGGAGUGCUGCAGGAAAUGCAUUUUGUCAGGCAGCCAAGCUCCAUAUGCAGCUUCAGAGCAAGCAUGAUUCUGCCACCAGCUUUGUGGAUGCUGGCAAUGCUUACAAGAAGGCAGACCCUCAAGGGAAGGUUUACGAUCGCAGCGAAGCACCACAUCACCAUUGCGGAGAUCUAUGAGACCGAACUGGUAGACAUCGAGAAGGCUAUUGCACAUUAUGAACAAUCGGCUGAUUAUUACAAAGGGGAAGAAUCCAACAGUUCAGCUAACAAGUGCCUGCUGAAAGUGGCAGCAUAUGCCGCCCAGCUGGAGCAGUACCAGAAAGCCAUCGAGAUCUACGAGCAGGUUGGGGCAAACACCAUGGAUAAUCCUUUGUUGAAGUACAGUGCAAAGGACUACUUCUUUAAAGCAGCCCUCUGUCACUUCAUAGUAGAUGAACUGAAUGCCAAGCUUGCUCUUGAGAAAUAUGAGGAAAUGUUUCCAGCAUUUACUGAUUCAAGGGAAUGUAAGUUACUGAAAAAACUUCUAGAAGCUCAUGAAGAACAGAACAGUGAAGCUUACACUGAAGCAGUGAAGGAAUUUGACUCAAUAUCUCGCUUAGAUCAGUGGCUCACGACCAUGUUGCUUCGUAUCAAAAAGUCCAUCCAAGGGGAUGGAGAAGGAGACGGGGACCUGAAGUGAACAUUUAUGUCUUUGUGGCAUGCAGCUGACUCCUCUUUAGUUUCAUGUUAGGGCCACAUGAUCUUUAUGGGAUGCCCAUUUAAUGGCUUACUUCUGUUGCACAUGAGCCAAACCAUCUGUGUGUUUAAGCUCCCUGUGUUUGUGUCUUCGUGAAGCGGAUGGCUUGGAAGCUCCUGUGCAUAUUGUGGGUGUGAUGGGCUAUUUCAUGCUUGUCAGAGCCCCCAGAGUUUUCUGAGAACUACUUCAGAAUCUUUUUCCUGUUAUUUUGAUAUUUGCAGAGCCCGUGUUCAAUUUUGUCAUGUAUUUUUAUGUCAUUUUCUUGGACUGGAGUACCCAGCCUAAUCAUUGUAAUAGAUGCUUUGCAUAUUUUCUGUAAAUUCACACCUGGAUGUAUUCUCUAAGUGUACAUGUUUAGUUCGGGAUGGUUGUUAGGAAUGAGCUUUAUGACUUCACUCCCUAGAAAUGGUUUUUGUUGUUGUCGUUGUGAUUCUUUUGAUGGUGCUAGUGACCCAUUUGUUUGCUUUUUAUAUUGUUGUGUUUGCUAACAUGCAUGCGAAAAUUCAGAACAGCCGGGGUCUGCCAGAAUCACUUAGUUAA